AGAGAAGGGAGGAGGUUGACGAACAGUGUACGGUUUAUUAGUCGUCAGCUGUUUUAGUAAUUCAUUCACUGUAGCACAGCAGAGCAAGAUAAUACGAUGGCCUCAAAAGAUCCGCUGAUAGGUGACGUGGAGUUAUCGAUGAUGGAUGAAACUCAGACUCUCUAUAACCAGCCCUAUUCUUCAAAGGGAUUUGAACUGCCGCAGUUGUCACAACUUCCCCUUGGUCAAAUGGGCUAUCCUCAAGCUCAACAUUGGGUGCAGCAAAGGCAGGCUAACAUUAGGCCGUGGAGUUUGUUCUUGAACUCAAAUAACAUCAGAGCACCUCCAAGCUUUUCUAGGCUUACCAAACGAAUUAUGAGGAAUAUCGAGUACUUCCAAAGCAAUUACUUAUUCGUGUUCCUUGGCCUGGUUAUUUAUUGUUUAAUCACUUCGCCGCUACUUUUACUCACUGUUGUCAUAUCCCUGGGUGUUUGCUUCAAAGUUUCUCAGCGGCACGCUAAGCAGGAAUUGAUACUGGUGGGUCACAAGUUGACGCUAGCUCAAGUUUAUGGCCUAGUAGCUGCGUGCUCUUUGCCUUUAUUUUAUCUUGUUGGGGCAGGAGCUGCUUUAUUUUGGGUUUUGGGGGUUUCUUGGUUUUUAAUAACCAUUCAUGCUGCUUUUUAUAACAUUGACUCAGUGCUGUGUCCUGGUGAAGAUGAAUUGGAAGCACUGACGGUACAUGAGGUUUAAGAAACAUUAGUCAAUGAUAAUGCUAAUAAUAAUUAUAAUUGAGAAUAUUUUGACGACAAAUCAUAAAUAAUAUAAACAGGUGUUUAUGACUGAUAUCAGGAUGAAAU
Messenger RNA from Diprion similis, 836 nucleotides. RefSeq names its product prenylated Rab acceptor protein 1. NCBI's taxonomy places the organism in Eukaryota, Metazoa, Arthropoda, Insecta, Hymenoptera, Diprionidae. Gene Ontology annotation, cellular component: Golgi apparatus. The record is from RefSeq and is a predicted model, not a curated record. Bases 97 to 729 code for a protein of 210 amino acids. The transcript is spliced from 4 exons.